AUGGCGCUGAAUUUCAUCCGCCGGCUGCUUUGCUGCUUCCGUGGCUCGCAGCCCGUCGAGGAGCAGGUGGUUUCUUUCGAGGACUUCGCUGCGCUGGCCACCAUCCAGGUCAUCUCGAAGGAUGGCAAGAAGAAGAGGUUCGACGUCCCGGAAGCCAUCAGCAAGCAGUACGCUAAGGUCAUUCCCGAAGACGUCACGAUUGACGGCCAGGGUGUGUGCAUAACCUCGGACAUCGCGGUCCUGGGGGAUGUCCGCAUCACGGCGGGCGGCACCUGCAUCACAGGCAAUACGCUGAUCUUUGGCGACGUGAUCAUUGACGGGGAGGACGGUCAGACAGUCAACGGCACUUGCAUCACGGGCAGCGCCAUCGUGCUGGGCAACGUGUUCAUCCGCGGCAACGUCUGCGUCACCUCCAACGCGUUCGUGAAGGGCGACGUCAAGGUCGAGGGCCACCUGGAUGUCGGCGGCAAGCUGUGCUACUGGGGCCAGAAGGAGAUCCGCCCCCUGCCCCCCUACUAA
This is a messenger RNA of Monoraphidium neglectum, 519 nucleotides long. RefSeq lists its product as hypothetical. The record is from RefSeq and is a predicted model, not a curated record. The transcript is spliced from 6 exons. Bases 1 to 519 code for a protein of 172 amino acids. NCBI's taxonomy places the organism in Eukaryota, Viridiplantae, Chlorophyta, Chlorophyceae, Sphaeropleales, Selenastraceae.